Molecule: messenger RNA, 2371 nt
Organism: Austrofundulus limnaeus
Lineage: Eukaryota; Metazoa; Chordata; Actinopteri; Cyprinodontiformes; Rivulidae
Gene: kmt2ba
Product: lysine (K)-specific methyltransferase 2Ba
Biological process (GO): positive regulation of DNA-templated transcription
Cellular component (GO): histone methyltransferase complex
Molecular function (GO): histone H3K4 methyltransferase activity; DNA binding; zinc ion binding
Source: RefSeq, a predicted model, not a curated record
UCCUAUCUCGCGCCUUUGCCUCGGAAUAGACCAUCUUGGCUCGCGCAUCGCUGCAGUGAUCCUCUGCCCGCGCACUGUUGUAGUAAAUAAUGGCGGCCUCGGGAGGCGGAUUAUCUUCUCCUUCUACSACCGCGGGCCCGGGUACCUACUGUCUACCGGCCCGGGCUCGCUUCCCAGGCCGUCCGUGCGCGGCUCGCUUCAGGUUUCGGUCGGAGAAACGGACCAGACGCGGAAGGUUGGGCUYGGCCGAACUCGAGCUACCUGCGGAAGGGCCAAGGCCCGUCAACAUCGGCCUUGCGUUAAGCGAAGAUCCGUCCCUGCUGCCCCUGCUCGGGGUGGCGGAGAAGUAUAGUCGCCAGAAGGAUGCGGGGUUCUAUUCCAGCAGCAGUGAUGGGGAGGAAGAUUUUCCUGGAUUUGGAACCUCAAGAGCUUGUUCACAAAAAUCUUCAGCCGCUGUUCCUCAGUCAUCCGUCAGGGAAGCCAAGUCUCCAAAAGCUUCAGAACCGUCACCAGAAGCAAAAGCUCUUAUUGGAAAAAUUAUCCCAAAGAAUCAAAAACAGGCUCUCAUUGGGAAAAUUGUACCAAGGAUUGCAAAGGAAGGAGAUGUGAAAGAGAGCCUCAGCCCAGUUAAAGACAAAGAAAUUCACAACAAGCAGGAGGCUCCCUGUUUGAAAGCCAAACAAGAUAAGCAGACCUCAGAUGGACAACAUAGCAUAGCUGAUAAAACUUACAAAGCAGAAGAAGCAGCAUCUUCAGAAAGUGCAGUGGCCCUGUCCUGUAAAUCUUUUCAUAAACGUCGGAGGAGGAGAAAGGUUCAAGGUGUGGGUGUUUCUCCUGAGGCUGGAGCAGAAGCUGGUGCCCCGAGUGGCGAAGAGCCAGCAGUGACACUCGAGCAAAAAGCUGGAAAGGGUUCGUUAAAGGGGGUGCGGAGAAAACGCAGAGGAAAGUUUUUGUUUGGGUACAGGCGAAAGCCAUCUGCAGUCAUUCCAGAUAAUAACCGCCCCAAAAUCAAAAAGGUCCGUGCUCGGCGGGUUUUUUACGCCUAUGUACCUGAGCCACUACCUGUAGUAAGUAAUGAGCUGCAAGGUCAGAAUGUCACCCAAUCAAAUACAAGGUCCAGUUUGGAGCAAGUAGACCAGAGCUCCAACAAUUCCUUUUCAACGGUAACAAGCGGGCGGUCUUCCCGCACUAUUAAAACUCCAAAGAGAUUCCUGAAUGAAGAAAUUAUCCCCUUUCCAAAGGGCUCUCUGUCGACGUGGCUGAAAAGUCAGCAGAAAGACGAAGGCAAACCACUUCAAGAGUCAGAUUAUGACAGCGUCUCACAGCCAGUGGACAGGGACACCACGCCUGGGCUCGAUGGGUCGUCUGGUGUGUCAAGAAUCUCAUCGAAACCCAGUCCAGGYGCGAGUCACAUAGAGAUCUACAAGAACUUAAAGAAGCUGACCUUAAAGCUAGCAGAGAAAAAGAGAAGCCAGGGUUUUAAUCAAGAGGAUUACACACAUCAGAGCGAUGAUUUGAUACCUCACGUGAGGAAGAGACGGAGACCAAAAAUCAUGAUGGAAGAGCUGGACUCUCCUGGGGUUGUGAGGAAAGUGGCUGUGGUGGUGCAGGCAGAUGUGGAGUCUCCUAAGCAAAUCCCAUCAGAAGAUGUGGGCAACAACAAUGAAACAACAAGCAUAAAAGAGGCAGGAAGUGAGGUGCUGGAAACUGGUGGUCCYAGCCAUCGGAUUGGUCUCAGUGGUGCUAAUAGGAGGAUGCUCCACCUGCUGAAGAAAGCCAAAGUGCAGCUUAUAAAGAUCGAUCAGCAGAAGCAGCUCAAGCUGUCACAGUUGGGCCUAGGAGAAUCACAGGUACCGGUGACUGGAAGGAGGAGGAGGAAGAGGAGAAGGGUUGGGCUGUCUCCCAAAGAAAUUCCUCCACAGGAGCAGCCACUCGGAGGCCCGAGGAUCAAACACGUGUGUCGGGCAGCAGCGGUGGCUUUGGGCCAGCCUCGGGCCAUGGUGCCGGAUGAUAUUCCCAGACUCAGCGCUCUGCCGCUUCACGAGAGGGAGGGCAUCACCUUUUCCCCCGCAGCAGAAGAUGUUGCUGAUGACGACGACGAAGACGACGACAAUGACGAUGGCGACGACGACGACGAUGACGUCUGUGGUCAGGGCGGGGCCCAGUUGGUUGUCCCUCAGAAACGUGUCCAGCGCAGGAGGUGGGGGAGGGGRCGCAAGUUCAAAAGAAGGAAGAUUCUGGGCAGAGGGGUGCGUUCCCGGCGCUGUGGAAUCUGUACAGGCUGCCUGGUAGAAGAAGACUGUGCAGAGUGUAUGAACUGCCUGGAUAAACCCAAAUUCGGAGGCCCCAACACAAAGAAACAGUGCUGCAU